CAAAGUACUAGUAUGAGAAAAAAAUGAAUAUUAAUAAGCUAUUAAUACUGAGGGAACUAAUAAUAUCUCUAAAGUAAUGUAUAUAAUGUCUUAAUAAGAAAGUUUGACAGUGUAAAAUGUUGACUGCAUGUCAGCAUGUAAUGAACUGGUAGAUUUAGUUGUGUUUGUAGAAUAUGCGGGGGUUCCUAAUUGCCAUUCACCAGAGUGAUCAUCGAGGCAUUCAGUACCUGUAAAACUUCAAUUACUGUAUCUUUAUAAACACCGAAAUUAAAUGAGGAUAGUGAAUACAGUUUUUUAAUAUUUCUUUAUUAUGGGUGAACGUUACCUCAAUUGAAUAAUGAACCUAUCUGGCCUUUGGAGUUUAUUUGGUGUGUUCACAGUCCUCUGUGGUUCGCGACAAGUGACAACAGCAGGUCGAGGCAUGAAGAAGGAUUCACUGCCUAAACAGGCGAGCAAGAGGCAGUCACUGGGAAAUAGGAUCAUGACUGGUCGGGAAAUCGUUCGAGACACAGACCCAGCUUCAGAAGCAGCUCUUGCUCAAGCCAAAGGUAAUCCCGGUGACAAGUCGAGUGAAUUUCUGACAAACAAUAAAGGAUAUCGUAAUUCUGGGUGUUAUAAAGAUACCGACAGCAGGGCCGUCCCAUCCAUGGAAGGCUCGGACCCUGAUUUGACUGGUUUUUACAAACAAAGACAAGAAUCAAUUUCAAAAUGCGCGGCUGUCGCCCGCCGUCGAGGCUAUCAGUUAUUUGCCAUUCAAAAUGGAGGUAUGUGUCUCUCUGGACCCAAAGCUCAAGAAACCUACAAGAUUCACGGUCUGGCAAGAAACUGUAAAGAUGGAAGAGGAGGCGAAUGGGCAAAUGAUGUGUACAUAUUUAAUGAUUUCCCCCUGAAACUACACAUAUUUACUGGUACAGAACCCGAAGCAGGAACUGAUGCAAACGUGUAUGUCACAUUUUCUGGAUCAAUGGGAACAUCUCGGAGGAUUUCACUCGCACCAGAGGACGCAAACCAAAACCUCUUCGAGGCCGGACAGAAAGAUGUGUUUAAUGUACACACGAUUCCUCUUGGAACAAUAUCCGGAAUUACAAUUGGUCAUGAUGACACUGGUAAAAAACCUGCUGACUGGUUCUUACAAAAGGUUGUUGUAAAAGAUGCCGCUAAUACGAUGUAUAAAUUUGACGUCAAUCGUUGGCUUUCCAAAAACAAAGAUGACUCGCAGAUUGAAAGAGAACUAAGCUUAACUGCGACCAUCACACCCGGAUCCUACAAGUCCAUGGGAUGUUUUAAAGAACGUACUGACGUGAACAAAGAAAGGGCAAUUCCAUCAUUGGAAGGCCGUGACGAUGUUUUAGAUGGAAUGGGAGCGAUCGGUUAUCGAGAUCGUGAGUUUCCUAUUGAGAAAUGUGCUGAUGCCGCUAAACGUAGAGGUUACGUAAUGUUUGCAAUCCAAGAUGGUGGUCUUUGUGCGACAAGUAAAGAAAUUCAAAACACAUAUGAUAUCUAUGGUAAAGGUGAUGAUUGCAUGAGAAAUGGAACUGGUUCGGCUUUCUCCUCUUCUGUGUAUACCUUUUCUGAUGAAGAACCUAGUUUUCGAGAUCCCGGGGAACAGGAGGCUGGAACAGAAGAAGGUUCAGAAAACACACAAAGUCAACCAGCGGUGCCUAGUGACCCUGCAAUGCAACUUGCUGGACAACUAUCUUCACCAGCAAAUAAAGAAGAUAGGCCUACGGCUAGUGAUACCACUUUAAACAAAAACAAGCUCACGUCAGCUGCAGAGACCACUACGUCUGGGGACAUAUCAAACACAGCAAGUACUGGUAAUCAGGGUGCUCCAUCAGGGGGGAGUGAAUCAAAUUCACAAGGGAUAUCCGGUGGUCAGGGGGAGACAAGGCCAGAUGCUGAGAAUGGAGUAAGCAGUAAAGGUCCAACCUUGGAACAGACGAAUGCGCCUGUAACAAGCGAAGGAAUAGAUGAAACGACUGAGAGAUUGCCAGAGAGUAAUCAAGAGGAAAGACAAAACAGGCCUUCAACAUCAGACAGAUCUGACGAAGGCAAGGAACCAGCUCCUGCUUUAGGCAAACCAAACUCGGUAGGAAAUCAACAGAACGAAAAUUCUCCGCGUGAGAUGAACAAUCCAAGUCAGAGUUCAAGGGUCACAAAAUACCCUGAAAUAACAGACACGACUCCUCAGGAAUCUAAGAUCCAUCCAGGCCGCGAAGAUAAUGAAAUAUCAAGGCCUGGAAACCCAGAUAAACUUGGGGAGAAAAACCCCGUAGGGGAAGAAGAAUCUCUGGGGGGGAAAGGACUCGCUCGAGGGAACGGAUCCCCAGAAGGAAAAGAAUCCGAGGAAAGAGAAGAAUCUCGAAUUAUCGAUAGAGCACCGCUCAUAGAGCCUUUGCACACAAAGGUGCAUAAGAUAGCACCGGAGACUAGGCUUCCCGGGGAAUUUAACUCCCCAUCAAGUGAUGGACAAAAUGUGAUAUUGAAAACAAAGCAAAAUCCUAUAUUAAGAAGGCCUUUUAGUAAACUAUUAGAUGCUCAACAAAGAAACAAAAUCAAGCACUUAUUAAAAAAGAAUAGGAAAUAGGACAAAACAAUGUUUUUAAGAAAUUAAUUAUAAAUUAUGAAUAGCUUUAUAAUAUAGAAUGUAAAUGCUGUUCCUAGUCGCUGAUUGGCUAAGAGCUUUCUUGAUACAAACCAGUGUAAGCACGUCUAAACUCACAUUUUCGUGUGUUAUAGUAUAGAAAUAUAUUAUAACAUACUAUUUUCCAUCGACACUUGUGAGAAACUUUGGAUGUCAUGUUUGGAAACAAUUUUCAUUUUUGCAGUUCCUCGAA
Molecule: messenger RNA, 2837 nt
Organism: Dendronephthya gigantea
Lineage: Eukaryota; Metazoa; Cnidaria; Anthozoa; Malacalcyonacea; Nephtheidae
Exons: 11
Coding region: 338-2587 (749 amino acids)
Molecular function (GO): protein binding
Source: RefSeq, a predicted model, not a curated record